UUCUUGUUUUUCUCUCCCAACCCAUUCUUCUCACGUCCUUUCUCUCUCAAUUUCUAUAUCGCAUGGGCAUCAGCAUCUUCAUUGAUUUCUACUAAUCAUCCAGAUUUUUUUUUUUUCGGCAUCCACCUUUCGUCUUUUUUAUUUAUUUUCUAAAUUAUGAUUUUUAUUUACCCCUCCCUGGUUUUUUAUUUUUUACUGUCCUUCCGUUCUCUAACAAUUAAAUACUAAGUUUUUAUUAUUUUAAAAAGACUGGGAUUUUUUUAUUUUAUGGUAGAUUUGUUGCUGACAUGGCAUGCACCGAGAAAAGAGAUAUGAAUACCAAAACCAUGCGUCUCCCUCCACGGCGCGUUUUGUUGCCAACCAAGCGCAAGGAGAGAGAAGACUACAAAUCACCAACUACAAAAUCGCUCAAGCCGACUCCCGCCCAACCCGAAUCUUACAAAGUUCCCGAGCCGGAUUCGUCUUCUAAUCAGCUUUUAGCCGGCUACUUGGCUUACGAGUACCUUACCAAGGGCACACUCUUUGGUAAGCCCUUUGACGCAGCUAGAGAUCAAGCGGGUCAGGGUCCGGCUUCAGGUCAAGCGUCAGCUGUGGAGCCGAAGAAGGUUAAGCCGGAAAAGAAAGACGAAGCCGAGCCGCAGCUGGAGGAGGAAAAUUAUAAAAGGUACGUGGAAGUAGCCAGUUUGCUGAAGACAGGUGGGGCCCACGUACCAGGCAUUGUCAACCCUACUCAGCUAGCGCGCUUCUUACAUAUGUGAAGUAUUCCCCUGUUUUGUUUUGUUUUUUUUUCUGAAUUUUGCGUGGAGAAAUCUUAUUGGUCCUCAUUUUCUCCACUGAAGUUGGGGAUUUUAUUUAAUUUUCCCAUGGAGACGAACAACGACGACAUUAGAGAGGGGUUUGAGAGAGUUAGGUGACAGAAGAGAUUUGAGUGUUAAUUUCGGAGAAAUUAGAUGAGACGAGGACGCGCAUGAUGAUGACGGAGGCCUCAAUCCAUGCAUGUAAAGCAAAUCUCAUCUUAUGUAUCAACGUUAACAUCAAUCUAAAUGCUUUCUUUUUAUUUCUUUCA
Messenger RNA from Mangifera indica (mango), 1066 nucleotides. RefSeq lists its product as uncharacterized. The record is from RefSeq and is a predicted model, not a curated record. The transcript has a single exon. Lineage: Eukaryota; Viridiplantae; Streptophyta; Magnoliopsida; Sapindales; Anacardiaceae. The coding region runs from base 288 to 758 and encodes 156 amino acids.